UUCGUGAAAACGUUUCCAACCUACGAAACACCGAAACUACCCCUGGCUGGGCCGAAGAAUCCCAUGCCCCUACCCACCCAACCCAAUCAACAAGCGCGUAACCAACCAAACCAAUCCUCGUGAACCCACCACUUCUCUCUCUCAACCGCAUCUGGUUCCUUUGGCUCUUAACCCGAUCGCGAGCUCAAGCUAUAGCCCCAGAUCUAUUUUUAUUCCCCGGUGAUUUUUUUGCGUUUCGUCAUGACAUCUGAUCAACGCGACGUCGUUUUCUCCCUCGAAUCACCGGAUCUAGAAGAAGGAGCCGCUGGAGAUGGAGGAGAGUCCGAUACCGACGAGAAUGAUGACGUGGCGAUUCCCGAAACAAACGAAGAACCCGAAGACGACGAUCCGGAAGAGGAAGAUCUAACGGCCGUAACCGUAACCGUCUCCGCCUCCUCAACAGACGCCGUAACCGUCGCGCUCCCAGCCGGAUCCGCCGUCCCGGUCUCCGUGAUCCCCGUCGACUCCUCCGACCCGAAAUGGCACCGCGUGACGGAGAUCGUCCACCACCAGAGACCACUCCCGCCGCCGACGCCGAUCGACGACUCUCGCCGCCUCUUCCAGAGGCUCUGGACCGACGAGGACGAGAUCGAGCUCCUCCGCGGGUUCCUCGACUACGUGGCGACGCACAGAGGAGGGAACAGCUCGCACCCGCCCGAUACGGCGCCGUUUUACGAGAUGAUCAAGUCCAAGCUCCAGCUCGAGUUCAACAAGAACCAGCUCGUGGAGAAGCUGAGGCGGCUCAAGAAGAAGUACAGGAACGUGAUGAGCAAGAUUAGCUCUGGCAAGGAAGUGUUCUUCAAGAGCCCUCACGAUCAGUCUACCUUCGAGAUCUCGAGGAAGAUUUGGAAUCAGACUGGGAAGAUCAUUGGGUUUGAGGAUAACAAUGCGAUGGAUUUUGAGGAGACUAAUACUAAUGGUAACUACUUUAACAGCCCUGGUGGUUUGAAUCCGAGUAAUGUUGAGAUUGAUUCUGAGAACGGAGUUGAGAGGAGAUUGAUGAUGAGUAGUAGUAGCGGAGGAUCAAGAAAACGAUCAAGAUCGAGAAUAGGGAAGAUCGAGGAAGACAACAAACCUAUCAUCACUCCCUCUGAGGGGCAAACACCUAACGCAGCUAGCAAUGUGAACCUCAACGAGCCGGCGACAGCUGUUGUCGGAGGAAACAUUGGUGUUCUGAUUGAAGAGACUGUGAAGAACUGCGUUUCUCCUGUGAUCAAGGAGAUGAUGAACGGGACGACGAGUAUGAUGAUGGCUGCAAUGGGAGGUGGUGGUAAUGGUCAUGGCUUUGGCUCGUUUAGUCCCGUGUUUACACGGCCGUUAGGUUACGGCGUUGAAGGAGGGAACAAGGCGGUGAGUGAUGAGCGGUGGAGGAAGCAACAGAUUCUGGAGCUGGAAGUGUAUUCGAGGAGAUUAGAGCUGGUUCAAGAGCAGAUUAGAGCUACAUUGCAUGAGUUAAAGACCAUGCCGAGUGGUGUAUGAUGAUGAUGAUGAAACAAGAAGAGGGAAUAAUAAGACAAUAACCAGUUAGGUUGAUAUUUGAUAUGAGUUUAACCUUCUGGAGUGUGUGUGGUGAGUUAUUAUUAGUAUGAGAGAUUUUAAUAUUUUUCAAGUUAUAAAAUUUGCUUAAGGUAUUAUUAUUGUGAUGUUUCUCUAGGUUUGAUUUUUGUUUUCUUCUUUAAAUUAUUUGUCAAUAGGGAUGAAUCAUAGUGGGGGUUUGUGUAUAACCUUUGUAUUAGAUUUAUAGUUUUCUCGUAUAACCUUUGUUUCAUCAUGAUGCAGUUACUGAAGUGUAUUAUUAUUA
Molecule: messenger RNA, 1840 nt
Organism: Brassica rapa (field mustard)
Lineage: Eukaryota; Viridiplantae; Streptophyta; Magnoliopsida; Brassicales; Brassicaceae
Product: probable transcription factor At3g04930
Biological process (GO): regulation of DNA-templated transcription
Cellular component (GO): nucleus
Source: RefSeq, a predicted model, not a curated record